CUAAGACGUGGCCAGCCAGAAAUUUAAACCCAACGAGUUUGUCGUUGGUAAACACUCUUCUGAUAGCUUGCUUCUGUGAACGACCCAAAUCAUCCAGGUGACGCACUAGUCGUCUUACGGCUAUUUGACCUUCAAAUGCACUGUGACCUCUACAAUGAACAAUGCCACUGGGUCGUUGCCGCGUUUGCACGUUUGCAAGGUGCUGGCAUGGCUAAGUGUUCGUUCAUCCGACAGCUGAAGUUUGCUACCUGGUCAUUUUGCAUCUACUUCAUUGUUUGCAUUCUUCUCGGCGCGCCAAUAUUCGAACAAUGGAAAGAAACUGGUUUAAUGUCACUUGUGCUCACAAUAUGUACCAACAUUCCAUUCCUCAUGUUUUUCGAAGGAAAUCUUGAUAAUCUGAGAUCAGUUCUUGCUCCGUCGCUACCAGAAGAAAAGUUUGUUGCCUUCAUUGGUUAUGGUUGUGUUAUUGGGGCUUGGUUAUCAGCUGGUUUCUUAGUUUUAGAUUGGGACAGACCUUGGCAAGCGUGGCCUAUUCCAUGCAUCAUUGGAGCUGUUUUGGGAACUUUCACGGGAUGGGUGAUCUUCAAGUUAAUCUCUUAUUUAUCGCGAUAUCGAAUUUCAAGUGCUUCAAGCUAUGGAUCGUUUUCUCAAGUCUCUUCUGAUAAAUAUCGUUAUGACUAGGUUUGGUGAUAUAUAUACAACAGGAAGUUUCUGUGAUAAACACUCUAGUGUCCCUAACUGUUUCUUUUCUUACGAAAACUAUCUAAUUUAUGUACACUUUUUGCCUAAUAUAUAUAUUACUUUUUAC
Schistosoma intercalatum is the source of this 808-nucleotide messenger RNA. NCBI's taxonomy places the organism in Eukaryota, Metazoa, Platyhelminthes, Trematoda, Strigeidida, Schistosomatidae. The record is from the annotation of a GenBank genome assembly.